Bombina bombina (fire-bellied toad) is the source of this 4712-nucleotide messenger RNA. It is a transcript of the gene ELMO1, whose product is annotated as engulfment and cell motility 1. Gene Ontology annotation, biological process: actin filament organization; cell motility. Lineage: Eukaryota; Metazoa; Chordata; Amphibia; Anura; Bombinatoridae. The transcript is spliced from 23 exons. Bases 317 to 2500 code for a protein of 727 amino acids. Gene Ontology annotation, cellular component: plasma membrane; guanyl-nucleotide exchange factor complex. The record is from RefSeq and is a predicted model, not a curated record.
ACAGAACCUGCAGCUGCUCCACUGAGGCAAGGGGGCGAGAGGCACAUUAUCAGCUUGCGGACAGGAUCAUUUCUCUGCACACAGUCAUCGGGUUUACUUAGCCACACUAUAUGACAGGGCGCCUGCUUCCUCUUGUGCUGUGUUGCUGAAGAUUACCAGCCCGUUUCCCUUGUUUAAGGAGAGGAGCCCUACGUUAUCUCCCGCUACCCAUCUCAGAAGGCGUAGAGUUGGCAGAGCUAACAAACAGUACCAGAUUGUUAAUGGUGUGAAUGUUCAAGAACACUCACGUUGAAUAGAGUUCAGCUUUUCUGCAAACAUGCCUCCCCCUUCAGACAUUGUGAAGGUGGCUAUAGAAUGGCCAGGAGCUUUUCCUCGGUUAAUGGAAAUAGAUCAAAAAAAACCAUUAUCUUCUAUAAUCAAAGAAGUCUGUGAUGGAUGGUCACUUCUAAGUCAUGAGAAAUAUGCACUUCAGCAUGCAGAUAGCUCUGGAUUUUAUAUCACUGAAAAAAAUCGAAAUGAGAUAAAAAAUGGUGCUAUCCUGAGAUUAACAUCAUCUCCCACCCACAAUGCACUGCAGCUGCAUGAGAGGAUACAGUCAUCCAGUAUGGACGUCAAGCUAGAAUCACUGAAGGAUUUAGCCAAGUUGUCACGGGAUAUUACCUUUGCACAAGAAUUUAUAAACUUGGAUGGCAUCUCUCUUCUCACACAGAUGGUGGAGAGCGGCAAUGAACGAUAUCAGAAAUUGCAGAAGAUUAUGAAGCCCUGUUUUGGAGAAAUGUUAUCCUUUACCUUAACUGCAUUUGUGGAGCUAAUGGAUCAUGGCAUUGUAUCGUGGGAUACUUUUUCUGUGGCGUUUAUUAAAAAAAUAGCAAGUUAUGUCAACAAGUCAGCAAUGGAUGUCUCCAUUUUGCAAAGAUCGCUAGCUAUCCUGGAGUCUAUGGUUCUUAACAGUCAUGAUCUAUAUCAAAAAGUGGCACAAGAGAUCACUAUUGGACAGUUGAUACCACAUCUUCAAGGGACAGAUCAAGAGAUCCAGACCUAUACUAUUGCAGUUAUCAACGCUCUCUUUCUUAAAGCACCUGAUGACAAAAGACAGGAGAUGGCAAACAUACUAGCCCAAAAACAGCUUCGCUCCAUUAUUCUGACACAUGUUAUCAGAGCGCAGAGAGCCAUAAACAAUGAGAUGGCGCACCAGCUGUAUGUAUUGCAAGUGCUGACCUUCAACUUGUUGGAAGAUAGGAUGAUGACUAAAAUGGAUCCCCAGGAUCAGGCCCAAAGAGAUAUUAUUUUUGAAUUGCGUAGAAUCGCCUUUGAUGUUGAACCUGAACAAAACAAUAUCGGUGGAAGUAUCGAGAAAAGAAAAUCUAUGUACACUAGAGACUACAAAAAGCUAGGAUUUACUAAUAAUGUAAAUCCUGCUCUGGAUUUUACCCAUACUCCCCCAGGAAUGCUUGCCCUUGACAACAUGUUGUAUUUUGCAAAACAUCAUCAAGAUGCCUAUAUACGGAUUGUCCUGGAAAACAGUAGUCGAGAAGACAAACAUGAAUGUCCUUUUGGCCGCAGUAGCAUUGAGCUGACCAAGAUGUUAUGUGAAAUCCUUAAAGUGGGAGAGCUACCCAGUGAAACCUGUAACGAUUUUCACCCAAUGUUUUUCACGCAUGAUCGAUCCUUUGAGGAGUUCUUCUGCAUCUGCAUCCAGCUACUAAACAAGACUUGGAAAGAGAUGAGAGCAACAUCUGAAGAUUUCAAUAAGGUAAUGCAAGUGGUAAAAGAACAAAUAAUGAGGGCACUCACAAAUAAGCCAAGCUCUUUGGAUCAGUUCAAAUGUAGACUUCAGAAUCUCAGCUAUACAGAAAUUUUGAAAAUUCGCCAAUCAGAGAGGAUGAAUCAAGAAGAUUUCCAAUCACGACCUAUUCUUGAACUGAAAGAGAAGAUCCAGCCAGAAAUUAUAGAACUCAUAAAACAACAACGUCUUAAUCGUCUUGUUGAAGGAACAUGCUUCCGAAAAAUCAACAGUCGCAGAAGGCAAGAUAAGUUUUGGUAUUGUCGGCUAUCUCCAAAUCACAAGGUGUUACACUAUGGAGACGUGGAAGAGAGUCCACAGGGAGAAAUACCCCAUGACUCUUUACAAGACAAACUUCCUGUAGCGGAUAUCAAAGCAAUAGUGACUGGAAAGGACUGUCCGCACAUGAAGGAGAAAGGCGCUCUUAAGCAAAAUAAGGAUAUUCUCGAGUUGGCCUUUUCAGUAAUGUAUGAUUCCAAUUGCCAGUUAAAUUUCAUCGCUCCAGAUAAACACGAGUACUGCAUCUGGACUGAUGGUUUGAAUGCUUUACUUGGGAGGGACAUGAUCAGUGACCUAACACGGAAUGACUUGGACACAUUGCUCAGUAUGGAAAUAAAGCUUCGCCUUCUAGACCUGGAAAAUAUUCAAAUUCCUGAUGUUCCACCCCCUAUCCCAAAAGAACCCAGCAAUUAUGAUUUUGUUUAUGACUGCAAUUGAGACAACUGGAACUUUUCAAUUGUAGAUGUCGAUAACUUAUAACUGGAAAUAACGUAACUGGAAAGAAUACAAAAAUCUUAAAUUGUAUUUCUAUAAAAUUCACAUGGCGCAUUGCUCUCACCUCUCACAAGGUCUUUCCUUCUUCACAUAUCCAGAUAAUGUUGUUUGGCAGAUAUUAAAAUAUCCCACUGACUUGGUGACAAGUCAGAGGCGAAUAUUUGAUCCCGGCACUAGAUUCUAUGUUACUGAUGCUUUAAACAAUAUAUAACAAGGACUAUAAUGAGCUCCUACAGAAGAGUUGUGUUUCUGGCUUUACCUGUUGGGGCAAGCGAAGGAAAAAUGAUAGACAAUUCUUCUGCUGCUUCUGGUCCGAGGCACAAGAGGAUUUAACUAAGGCUACUGAUAUCAUAAACUGCUUCCGUGCUUUGCAUUAUUAUUUGCUUUCGUUGUGCUAACUUGCUUGCAAUGUGGAAUUUAGCUAGAUUUAGUCAAAUGGAAGACUUGACUUUAAUUAGUUCAGACACUGCAUUUCGAUUACAACAAUAUCUUCUUCAGGUCAGAGCUUUCAUUUACCCAUAAGCAGAUACUGUUUGAUGAAGCCAGUAUAAAGACGUUUUACCUGAUGUACAUAUUAUUUUUAAAAUGCACACUGUCACGGAAAUGAUCAAAACAGUUACACCUGAAUAUCUUUGUCAGAAAAUCCCUCUUGGACGUUACAAGCAUUAUAUAGAGCUAUGUGUAGUGAGUUCAAGUUUAAAUGCCAACCGUAUAAAGUUGUCACACUAACAUGCAAGCAAUACUGACUAUGUCUGCACUCUUCCAGCUCCUGAAACUCUCCAAGUCUUAAAGCAAUGUAUUCUUCAAGUCAAUAGAUACCAUGUACUAUUCAGUUCUUCCUCUAUUUAACUGUAGACAAUAAUAUAAAAUAAACUAAUGUGGUGUCUGUCUUUUUGCAAAGUAUAAUAUGGAACUCCCACAAUUUUUUUUUUAUCCUCCCAGUCAAAGGACCAUGGUUAUGGUUUUAAAAAAAAUGUCCUCUUUCAGAUUUGUUCAGUUAUAUUAAUUUUUAUAAAGAAUUUUUUUAACAUUUUAAUAUUGAAUCCAUUAAACUUUACUAGUCUAUGAGAAUCAACAUGAAUGUUAAUAAGUAAAGAAAAUAUAAAUAAUUUUCUGCAAAAAACGAUGUUGCUUAUUCAACUAAUGACAUUUUAGCAUUUGUAUAAAAUGUGCAGAUGUGGCAAAGAAUUAUUUGUUAACAAAUGUGCCAAACGUUCACCAUCCCUACCUGUGCACUGCCAUAUUGAAUUCCUAACAGUAACUGUUCAGUGCAACCUUAUAUACAAUGGUUACAUGAUUAACCAUAGUCACAAAAAUCUAUUAAUUUCAUCUAUGAUUAAAAAAGUGUAGUCCUGGAACUAUGGAAUUUUACUUUUCUGAAAGAGGACCUACUGAAGGUAAUAAUUAAGGUUAUCUAGAUAAUUUAUUGAACUUUAUAAUCUCCAGUGUAGAUGAUCUUUGUUGAAGAUUUUUUUUUUUUUAAUGCUGAAAAUGCCAAACAGUAGUCCUCACCACAUAAAUAUUGUGAAAAUAGAUUGAUAUCCCAAAAAAACAGCCUUUUGUGUUUGUAGAAAUCUAUGAGCUAUGUCUCUAUGGUGAGUAGAGCUAACUUUUCAGGUCUGAAUAUAUAAAAGGAAAUCUUGAUCUACAAACUACCAGUGCUGCCAUGUGCCGACCAACAUAGAAGAACCAAUGAUUUUUUUGAGGAGAAUAUUUACUGUAGUAUGAAAAUGCAUAGAGAGGUUGGAAGCAUGAAACAAUACAAAUAUUUUAAGUGAAUUUGAGACUCUUAAAAAUAAAAAUAAAAUAAUCCAGAUUUAAUAUCCGUUUUGGAUUGUUGCUAAAAACAUAUCAAUUGGACAAGUUUUGUCAAUCUGAAUAACAUUUCAUAUCGGUUUUGGAUUGUGGCUUGAAACAUAUCAGAUGGACAAGUUUUGUCAAUCUGAAUAACAUGACAGUGCAUAAAAAAUCAUUAGGUAUUGAAGGUUUUUCUUCCAUUUCUCAAGGAGCAACGCUGAUGUUGCAUCAACUAACUUGCAGAUUUUCUAUUUAUUUAAUAUAUGCAGAAAGGAAUUGAACAUAUUCCAUUCCGUGACAUUGAGCUGAUGUACAUAUUUAUAUCAUUUCAUAAUAAACAGUACAUGCUUUUCUUCUA